Messenger RNA from Poecilia reticulata (guppy), 610 nucleotides. NCBI's taxonomy places the organism in Eukaryota, Metazoa, Chordata, Actinopteri, Cyprinodontiformes, Poeciliidae. The record is from RefSeq and is a predicted model, not a curated record.
AGCAAAUGUUUGAUCUCACUUUUCGUUGCAGAAGACAACUCCAUGUGCACUCCAACAGCGAGAGACAGCUACGAGAGGUUGUCACUGGCCGGACAGACUCUGCCUCCGGGCUUUCCGUCGCCAUUUCUCUUCCCAGACGGUCUGUCAUCGAUAGAGACUCUUCUCACCAACAUACAGGGCCUGCUCAAAGUGGCGAUUGACAACGCUCGGGCCCAGGAGAAGCAGGUGCAGCUGGAGAAGACGGAGCUGAAGAUGGAGCUGUUUCGAGAGAGGGAGCUCAGGGAGACUCUGGAGAAGCAGCUCGCCAUGGAGCAGAAGAAUAGAGCAAUCAUCCAGAAGCGUCUGAAGAAGGAGAAGAAGGCCAAGAGGAAACUGCAAGAAGCUCUGGAGUACGAGUCGAAAAGGAGGGAGCAGAUGGAGCAGAGCCUGAAGCAGCCAUCGCCCUCAGACAGCAUGCGCUCCCUCAACGACUCUCUGACCCCUGAGAUGGAGAGUGACCGCAGCAGUGGAAGAACAGAUGCUGAAAGGACAAUACAAGAUGGAAGACUGUUCCUGAAAACCGCAGUGAUGUACUGAUAAGGCCACGAAGAGCUGGAGGACAGAAAGAUUU